Molecule: messenger RNA, 954 nt
Organism: Rotaria sp. Silwood1
Lineage: Eukaryota; Metazoa; Rotifera; Eurotatoria; Philodinida; Philodinidae
Source: the annotation of a GenBank genome assembly
AUGCGUGCAUCUAUUCACAAUUAUAUUGCUUCAUGUACUCAAUGCGCUCGACAUAAUAUACUUCGUACUAAGUCACCAGGUCAUCUUAAAUCUAUUAAACUUCCCUCCGACGUAUUUCAAGUCCUUCACAUGGAUUUUUGGGGUCCUGUCCGAACAGCUUCUACUCGUGGGAAUCGCUAUGUCAUCAUUCUCACGGAUAAUUUAUCUAAGUACGUUAUUGCUGAUGCACUACCUGACUGUACUGCAAAAUCCGCUGCUCAAUUUUUUAUUGAACGAUUUAUUCUCCACCAUGGUGCUCCUGAACGCCUUAUCACUGAUAAUGGAACCCAUUUUAACAACCAUCUUCUUCGUGCAAUCACUUCUUCCAUGAACAUAGCUCAUGCCUUCUCUGUCUCUUAUCAUCCCCAAACUAACGGACAAGUAGAGCGGUUCAACGCUACUUUCGCCGCCCAGCUUGCAAAAUAUUGUGAUCCGGAGCAAUCAGACUGGGAUCUUUAUCUUCCUUCUAUUGUCUAUGCAUACAACACCAGUAUUCAUUCCAUCGCCAAAUUCACUCCUUACGAACUUGCUUUUGCACGUUCUCCUAAAAGUCCCUUUGAUUCAACAUCACCUAUCCUUAUCCUGCCUCCCGCUCACAUCUUUUAUCCUUAUUUACAACGCACUCGUCGUCUCAUUACCGCUAAAGCUCGUACAAACAUCCUACAUCAUCAGUCAUACUGGGCACAACGAUAUAACCAAAAUCGUCGUGAUCCUGUCUAUCGCGUUGGUGAUCUUGUUUAUGUUCAAGUAUCUACCGAUCGUACUAAACUGGACGCUCGUCGGCUUGGACCCUUUAUUGUAAUCCAAACUUCCGGUCAGCAACACUAUCUUGUUAAAGAUAAUCUUACUGGUCGUACCGAUUGGUAUCACGUUAACCAGUUAUAUCCUGUCAUCGAACGUCAUCACUAUUACUGA